AUGGUUCGUCUGGAGCUCUCUCUUUUGCUCGGUGGUGCUGUGAGUGUUUUCGCAGCGUCCUAUAUCGAAUACUCGACUGUGACGGGAUAUUUCUUGCAGGAUGACGACUCCACUAACGCCACGACAUUUGACUACACCGCCACCAACUUUGGCCUCAUCAACCAGAGCUACCCAACAGACCCUGCGAACGCGGCGUUCUUAACCCAGUGGCAGCGGUUUAGCCUGGUCAUUUCGUCCCUCCAAGCCCACGCUCCCAAGAAUGUGGACUAUAAGCUUCUGUUCAUGGGUCGCCAUGGAGAAGGAUUCCAUAACGCUGCCGAAUCCUACUUUGGCACCCCCGCUUGGAACUGCUACUGGUCCCUGCUGGAGGGCAACGAAACCACGGUCUGGGCUGACGCCCAUCUGACUGAGGCUGGUAUCGAACAAGCUCUGAAGGCCAAUGCGUUUUGGCUGUCUCGCAUUGAAGACGAGAAGAUCCCCACGCCUGAACACUACUAUACGUCGCCUCUGUAUCGCUGCCUCUCCACGGCCAACCUGACUUUCUCCGGCCUUCCUCUCCCCGCCCGGCACCCUUUUCUUCCUACCAUCAAGGCCAAGCUGAGAGAAGGCAUCUCCGAGCACACCUGUGACCAUCGCAGCAACAAGACCUACAUUCACAAUGCCUUCCCCACCUGGAAAUUCGAGCCGGGUUUCCCCGAGUAUGACCAGCUUUGGACCGGCGUGACGGCCGAGACUUCAGCGGCACAGGAUUAUCGGUCGAAGCAGCUGCUGGACGACGUCUUUUCCUCUGACCGCUCAACGUAUCUCAGCUUCACUUCUCAUUCGGGCGAAAUUGCCUCGAUCUUGCGUGUGUUGGGUCAUCGAAUCUUCCCCCUCAGCACCGGUGCCGUGAUUCCGGUACUGGUCAAAGCCGAGACGGUCGACCUCAGCGCCGCAACCAGCACCGUGACUUCCGCCACCUGGACUCCGAGUCCUCACUGUACAGUUCCACCAGUGACCAGCAUCAGCGGGGGGGCGAGUGGUGGGUGUGUCUGUCCUAAUAGUGCGGCGCCUGUGACCACGACGCUGCCGCCGUAUCCGGUUGAGACGUGA
This is a messenger RNA of Rhinocladiella mackenziei CBS 650.93, 1092 nucleotides long. RefSeq lists its product as uncharacterized. The coding region runs from base 1 to 1092 and encodes 363 amino acids. Gene Ontology annotation, molecular function: phosphatase activity. Gene Ontology annotation, cellular component: cytoplasm. Lineage: Eukaryota; Fungi; Ascomycota; Eurotiomycetes; Chaetothyriales; Herpotrichiellaceae. The record is from RefSeq and is a predicted model, not a curated record. The transcript is spliced from 2 exons.